AUGCUGAUAUCACCUAACGAGCAGAAUCUCUGCAAGCUCCUAAGAGAUCACCCCGCAAACUUCAACCACCGAUACGACAGUAAUGCCAGGCGCGCGCUGGUUCAAAUCCUUUUUCAAUCCUUAGCUGGCGGUCGCGACGACUAUCUGAGCUAUUUCUUCCCCCAGGGCCCACCGCCUGCGUCUCAGCCAUGGAGCCUGCGGACCGCGCAAGGUGCUGUCGAAGGUGCGGAAUACACAGAGGCGGCAAGGGGGCACCCAUGUGGUCACAUAUUCAAGAGCGGGGAGGCAACAUACAGAUGCAAGACGUGCACGGUAGACGACACCUGCGUGCUGUGCGCAAGGUGCUUCGAUGCGUCAGAUCACGAAGGGCACACCGUGUUCGUCAGCAUCUCUCCAGGGAACUCAGGUUGCUGUGACUGUGGCGACGACGAGGCCUGGCUUCGACCUGUUCACUGCAACAUACAUUCGAAGCGCGCAGAGGCGGAUUCGAAAGCUGCCGGGAAGGCAAGGCAGGGCUCUCUGUUGCCAGAAGUCCUUGUUGAAAGCAUAAGGAUUACAAUCGCGCGGACUUUGGACUAUUAUUGCGAUGUCUUCUCCUGCUCACCCGAGCAACUGCGACUUCCCAAAACGGAGCAAACCAUUCUGAAGGAUGAGCGGCUGUCUCGUCUGACGUCCAAGUGGUAUGGGGGAGCGGAUGAGGAACCGUUGAACCACGAGUUUGCCCUGGUCCUGUGGAACGACGAGAAGCACACCGUGAACGAUGUUCGAGAUCAAGUCUCGCGUGCCUGCAAGCAGAGGAAGAAAUUCGGCCUCGAGAAGGCGUUGGAGGUGGAUGAAGUGGGGCGGAGUGUCGUUACCUAUUCCACCGACGUCGAAGAGCUUCUCAGAAUAGCUGAGAUCAUCGAGCAAAUCAAGCUCACAGUCACGAUCCGCUCGGCGAGAGACACCUUUCGGGAGCAGAUGUGCGGUACGAUCAUGGAAUGGAUUACGGAUAUCGCAGGAUGCAGUGCUGGACCGGACCACAACGUACUGCGCAAUGUCAUCUGCGAGGAGAUGCUAAAACCAUGGCGGAUGGGCAGCGAGGCGCAUCACGCUCAGGUGGGCAAGGAUGGCAUCGACGACCACGAAGUUGAGGACGACGAGGAACUGCCCUUCUAUGGUCGCUUCGUGGGUAGGCCGGAGCGACGAGCUCGUCGUGGAGCCCAGGCUGGAGUCGAACAGGUGGGCGAUUCGAGUGAUGAUGAUUCGUAUAGUGAGGCUGAAGACGGCAACGAGAUGGACGUUGACCAAGCUAACGGAGCGGACCAAGAUGGUGAUUAUGAAAUGCGGCUCCGAGACGACUCAGAGGACUACACGGAAGCACAGGAAGCAACACUCGCAGGCUAUCCUCCUCCACCGCCACCGCCACCGCCCCCAGCACCUAGGCGACGGGGACGCGGCCACACACCGCCUGAUUCAGAUGAUGGAGAUCAUCCAGCCUUGCAGGUUGCGCUUCCCGAACCCAUGAAGGUCCCGAGGACUCCCAAAAGAAGGGUCAAAGUUACGCGACCCCCCAAAGCGCCGAAGUACUGGCUUGAAACGCCUGAAGCCUUCAGCAUGAAAGAGGCCGCACCUGUUCAUGAGGACCUGUGGCAGCGUGUACGACUUGAUUACAUGAUUCUAUACGACCUGCGCAUGUGGAAGAAGGCUCGGAUCGACAUGCGCGACGUCUUCAUCACUACUGUGGUAACAAUACCGUCUUUCAAGCGAGUCCUCGGAUUGAGAUUUGCAGGAGUCUAUACAACUCUAGCACAGCUGUAUCUCAUCGCCGACCGUGAGCCGGACCACUCCAUCAUCAAUCUAUCACUACAGAUGCUGACGACGCCGUCGAUCACUGCGGAGGUCAUUGAGCGGGGCAACUUCUUCACGAAUCUGAUGGCAAUUCUCUAUACCUUCCUAACGACCCGCCAAGUCGGAUAUCCGUCCGAUGUCAAUCCUUUAGCUACACUGGCUUUCGAUGCGGGCGCGGUCACGAAUCGCCGAAUGUAUCAUUUCUUCCUCGACAUGAAGUACCUCCUCAGCUCGGACCAGGUUCAGGAACAACUGUGCAACGAAGAACGGUACCUCCUGCAGUUUCUCGAUCUCGUCAAGCUCCAUCAAGGCAUCUGUCCAAAUGUACGCGCAGUUGGCGAGCAUCUUGAGUAUGAAACCGAUGCUUGGAUCAGCGCACAGAUCAUCACCAGGGAGAUCAACAAGCUCUGCCGGCAGUUCUCUGAAGCGUAUUCGUCCACCAGUGACCCGGACUUCGCACGACUGUGUAAGGCUAUUCGACGUACGGCUAAGGUCGUGAUAAUUAAUUCCCUGGGCGCUGAGCGGAGGCGUUUCAGCCAGGCGGAGAUCAAGCAAGAGACGAGGUUCAAGAAGCUAGACCCAUUUGUGUUCGAGAUUGACCUUCGAAAUUUUUCGAAACCUCAGCACAUCAUAGUCGAUUUCAUCAUAGAGAAAGAGCCCAUGAGCUUCCACCAUGCGCUUCACUACACACUUUCAUGGCUCAUUGAUCGUGGAAAGGGGAUGGCUCGCGAUCAAAUGCUUGCGCUGCUACUAUUCUCCGUUCAAGAGCUUAGAGAAGCGCCCGCGCCCUUGAGAGCACUCACACCGGACCUUAACCCAGACCAGUACCUCCUUGCAGCUUUUGACUUUCCGCUUCGCGUCUGUGCGUGGUUAUCGCAGAUGCGAGCCGGGAUGUGGGUGCGGAAUGGCAUAACGUUGCGACAUCAGAUGUCGACUUACCGCGGUGUCAUACAGAGGGAUGUAGCGUACCAACGAGACAUCUUUCUCCUGCAGGCUGCUAUGGUCUUGUGUUCUCCGGCCGCUUUCCUGGCAUCUGUGGUCGAUAGGUUUGGCUUGUUAGAGUGGGUAACAGGUUCGUUCACAGUGCGUCCAGGUUGGGAAGACACUCAGACCAUCGAUGUGGCCGAAGACUUCAUCCAUCUCCUAAUCGUUCUCUUGAGCGAUCGCGCGUCACUGGUACCGUCCGAAAAUGAUGGCAAGCCUCAAAUCAACGCUAUCAGGCGAGACAUUGCUCACAUCCUCUGUUUCAAGCCGCUGUCACACUCGGAGCUCACGCAGCGGCUGUCGGAGAAGAUCCAGGAAGCCGACGAGUUUGCAGAUAUCCUCAGCGAAAUGACCAAGUUUCGGCCACCAGAGGGCCUUUCAGACUCCGGCACCUUCGAGUUGAAAGAACAAUUUGUGGAAGAGAUCGACCCAUACAACGCCCAAUACACACGUAAUCAGCGCGAGGAAGCAGAGAAUAUCUACAAGAAGUACAUGGCGAAGAAGACGGGCCGACCGCCGGCAGAGAUUGUUUUCGAGCCAAGGCUACAUCCAAUCUCGUCAGGCGUCUUCCAGAGCCUGGCUGACUUUACGAAAAUUCCUCUCUUCGCACAGGUAAUCUACUACUUCCUGAAAUAUGUGGGCCAUGCCCCUGAGAUUGCUCCGAAUGUACCAACUUCCCGGAUAGAGGGAUUUUUGCAGUUUGUUCUGCAACUUGUUCUCUUAGCGGUCAAUGAAGAUGACAGCGACGAGGACCAUCUCUCCGAAGGCCCAGCACAGUCGUUUGUCAGCUUCGUUCUGCUCAAGCGUCUGCCCAACGUACACAUAGGCCAGGCCACGAUCUUAUCCUUGCUGCAAAAUAUACUGCGCGCGCAAAUUUACAGCGGUUGUGAGCCAAAGAUUCGGCUGAUCCUCCACCGACUUCAGCAGAAGCAACCAAGUACAUACGCAGCAGCAACCUCAACGUUGGACUUACCAGGCGACAGGAUGGACACGGCAUCGCCAGCACCUCCUGACGCACAGGAGAAGGAACUGAAAAAGAGGCAAGCAUUAGAACGACAAGCUAGGGUCAUGGCCGCGAUGAAAGAGCAGCAGAGCAACUUCAUGGCUAAUCAAGCAGUUGAUUGGGGUGAUGAAGACUAUAGCGAUGCCGAUGAAGAUACAGCUGUGUCUCCAACAGACCAACACCAGACCUGGAAGUUCCCCUCCGGGACCUGCAUUCUGUGCCAGGAAGAAACGGACGACCAGCGUUUGUACGGGACGUUCGCCUUCAUCACAGAGAGCAGCAUCCUCCGACAGACGAACAUACAAGACCGGGAUUGGGUUGCAGAAGUCGUGAGCACACCGAUGAGUCUUGAUCGUUCAGCAGAAUCUAUCCGGCCGUUUGGUGUGGCUGGCCAGAACCGGCGAAGAGUUGAAAAGGUCACCUCGGACGGGACAAAGAUCAUCACUGAACGGCAGGAUCUAGGUAAAGGCUUCCCUCACGGCCAUAUAAGACGUGGGCCGAUUACUACAGGUUGCGGACACAUCAUGCACUAUGCAUGCUUCGAGAACUACAACCAAGCGACUCAGCGGAGACAUAUCAAUCAAAUAGCGCGGAACCAUCCCGAGCGACCUGAUGCUAAGGAAUUUCUCUGUCCGUUGUGUAAAGCCCUUGGUAACGUCUUCUUGCCGAUUAUCUGGAAAGACAAGACACUCGGCUACCCCGACGCGGUCGCUCCUGAAGUCCCGUUUGAACAAUGGAUCGUCGGUCAGCUGCCUGUCCACGUGUCGAAGCUAUACAAGGGCCCCGAAAAGCUGGAGAGCCAUGAGACGCCGGCGGCGGUCGCUCGAAGCCAGAAGUUCUUCCUGGAUUACGCGUCUCAAGAGGUUGUCACGUCAUUGGCAUCCGGGUUUCCUGACCUGACAGGAAUUGUCCCCUUGAUCAUGCCGCCUUCGCAACCUCCGCGUAGUAAUGUUCAACUAUUGCCUGCAGUUUUGCCGCUUGCCUAUGACGAUCCACGGGAUCCGUUGUUCUUCCCGGAACAGUCCCUUCCUAGCGUGAGUCUACCAAUGCUGGAGCUUACGAGGAUCUACCAACGGCUUCGAGAUACUAUGAGGGUGAACUCGCUAUACACACGAUAUAGCUACACGCACACGCCAUCUGCAAUUGUGGAAGAUCUUACACAUACAGACACGUUAGCUAGAACACUUGGAUUUUCCAUUGCAUCGACAGAGAUAGCUCAGAGGGGAGUAGAAUGCGACGUUGGGACAACCCUCCUGGACAAGAUUCCCAGUUCAACCCUGACGCACCUCCGAAUCCUGUCCGAGACUAUUCUAUCAUACAAUGCAGUUGGCUGUUUGCGUAACGACGGGUCAAACAAGACCAACCAAGAGUUUCUGGAGACCCAGAUCAGACAGUUGCGCCAGCUGUUCAUUGGGCACCCCUAUCUCUACGAACGGGAUGCACUCGAACUCGAACUCAGAGGCCUGCCACCGCUUCUAGAGCAAGACCCCUUCGUCUUCCUGACCGAGUGCGCAGUCUGCAUCGUUCCUGUCAUGCAUCUGGACAUCCACCACAUUCUACGACUCUGUUACCUAGCGGAAAUUAUACGAGUGAUAGUUACCUUCGUCGCCCAACCGAAGAGUGUCUGGCCAUUCGGCUCGUCUGCCGCAACCGCUCAGGGCAACUCAAAGCUUACGUACGAGCAGAAGUCCCAGUGUGCGCCAGAACAAGCACUGGCAUUCCGGGCUUUUCUCGAUCGUAUCGUAAAUACGUAUCUUCGUGAGGGACCAUUCACUAGCGCCGAAGACGGUACUGGCGUCGCGCUCGAACUGGCAGACUCUCUCUCCUCUGAGUCCUGGCCUCCUUCCCCGUUAAAGCCGACCUACGCAACCUCACUCAAUCCCGUUCAUAUCCGUAGGCGCCUCGAGCAGCCAGAGUGCUGGCGCUUCCUCCGUACGCUAAUCACCAGCUACGCCCUCCCCUUCUUGCGUAAGGCCGUCAUCCUAAUGCAUGUCCGUUUCGGCGUGGACUUCCCCUUCGCCGGUCCCGGAUCUGCCAACGACUCCGAACUGGACAGACUCUCAAGAGCCUUACAACUUCCCUUGCUGGACCAGAUCUUCGAGAGUUACAUGUCCGACGAGGCCCACGGUUCUACUACCCGCUCUCUUGUGACGGGCUGGAUAAGGCACUGGACUUGGUCACGUGAUGUUAAGCAGCGACCCCCGCGUCCAGGCAUAACACUCAGUCACCCGGCUAUCUUUGAGCUGGUGGGUCUGCCGAAGAACUACGACACGCUUACGGACGAGGCCAUAAAGCGGAAGUGCCCGACGACCGGCAAGGACAUUACGGACCCGGCUGUGUGUCUUUUCUGCGGCGACAUCUUUUGUAGCCAGGCUGUGUGCUGCAGUACUCUUAGGGGUACCUUGACUAUGGGGAAGGGGGGAUGUAAUCGGCAUAUGGCAAAAUGCGGCGUAAACGUCGGUCUCUUCAUCAACAUCCGCAAAUGCAUGGUCCUCUAUCUGCACAACGGACAUGGCAGCUGGUCUGUUGCGCCUUAUCUCGAUAAGCACGGCGAGUCGGACCCGACGCUCCGCAGACAUCAUCAGCUGUUCUUGAACCAGAAGCGCUACGACCAGCUGCUGCGGAAUGUUUGGCUGAAUCACGGGAUCCCGAGCACGAUUGCUCGAAGGCUUGAAGGGGAUGUGAAUAAUGGGGGCUGGGAGACGCUGUAG
Messenger RNA from Coniosporium apollinis CBS 100218, 6528 nucleotides. RefSeq lists its product as uncharacterized. Gene Ontology annotation, biological process: protein ubiquitination; ubiquitin-dependent protein catabolic process via the N-end rule pathway. The transcript is spliced from 2 exons. The record is from RefSeq and is a predicted model, not a curated record. Gene Ontology annotation, cellular component: cytoplasm; ubiquitin ligase complex. The coding region runs from base 1 to 6528 and encodes 2175 amino acids. Gene Ontology annotation, molecular function: zinc ion binding; ubiquitin protein ligase activity. NCBI's taxonomy places the organism in Eukaryota, Fungi, Ascomycota, Dothideomycetes.